Messenger RNA from Ixodes scapularis (black-legged tick), 2691 nucleotides. RefSeq lists its product as uncharacterized. The transcript has a single exon. The record is from RefSeq and is a predicted model, not a curated record. The coding region runs from base 1 to 2589 and encodes 862 amino acids. NCBI's taxonomy places the organism in Eukaryota, Metazoa, Arthropoda, Arachnida, Ixodida, Ixodidae.
AUGAAAAAGAACGAGCAGAAAAAGACGAAAACGAUGUUAUUGCGGGAACUAAAAAGCACGAAACACGACGUGAACGCCAUUGGGAAAGCGAAUUGCCGCACUAGAGGAAGCGCCAUGCAGCAACGCAGCCCCUUCCGCGAAGUUCAUGGAAAGAUGAGCAGGCGUCUGCUUUGCCUGGAGUGCAUGCGCACCGUCGACCUGUGCGUGGGAGCCCCGGCGGUGCCGUGCACCGCUUCCCGUGGUCAGAUGAACUCGUUUAGCCGGAAGGUAUUUGGCGAGCCGCUCUGGGAGGAGUGCCAGCCAGAGCGCUACACCAACCCCGGGGGUGGGGCUCGGUCUCGGCUUCAAGUUCAGCUGCUUCGGAGCGAAGGAAUUUUCGGAAGGACGGGUGGCGCGAGCGCUUGCUGCCGCCUGUGGGUCGAAGAUGGCGGCUCAAAGGCGGCCCCGCCAGUUGUUCGGAAAUGGAGAGCCAACUCUAGCAUCGUGUUCCUUGUGGAACUGGACGAUCCGUCCUCCAGCAGUCUGGUUCUCGAGCUGUGGGCGGGGGACCCGGCUGACGUGCGGAACACUCCGAAGACGCUGCAUCGAUCCUUUGGACUCUUUGUUCUGUCACUGGGACACAGCGUGAUCGGCUACUUUAAACCCGCUAGAAAAGAGCUUCUCGGUCGAAUAGAAAAGCGUCUUCAAGAUAUAUCCCUUUCCGGCUCGGAAGAAUGGCAUCUCCUACGCGACUCGGUUGGCGCUGUCCUCGCGAACAGAGUCCAGCUUUCUGUCAAAGUCCGGGUUGGCGUAGCCGCCAAUUUCAGCGUGCUGCACAGCAUACGGAAUCACUACGCACUCAGUUACGCCUUCCUGGAGUACAGAGUCGAACACUCGGCCGAGAGCGACGUUUCCGAGUGGACAAGCUGGCUCCACUGCGUGGGCAGGGAAGCCUUCAGCCUCCUUCGUCACCAUGCCACGCAGAACAACAUCGAAGACACGGAGGCCAACUACUGUCACCUGCUCGCCUUGACGGAGCACCGGAUCAGGGUCAACACUCAGAUCAGCUUUGCCGUGAUGCUCCCGCUGUUGAAAGAACUGCAGCUCCAGCUUGUCGGGAAAAAACGCGCCUUCGUAGCUGAUGCUUUGGAACUACUGCUUCGAGGACUGUCGGAUCACAUUAACGUCCAGCUUGCGAACCUGCAUGACCAGUUUUACUUGCAGUAUGAGCGACACGUCAUGGACCUGUCUGCGGCGCUCUCAAUCUGCGGGUUGAUUCAGCUGACCGGACACGUGCGGGCAGUCGAUUCUGCUCGAGACGCCCUGCGGAAGAACGAAGACAGGUGGUACGCGAGCCUCUCCGAAGACUGGGACAAAAACACGGCCCUCGUCAACCUAGCGUCCACCUUGAACAAGAUCCGAGACCACCAAACGAAAGCAAAUGAAAUCUUUUUGCGAGUUUGGAACGAGACAUACACCAACAUCGUAAUUAAUCAGCUCGACGACUUCUUUGUCGAGAACAUUCGUCCUCGUGUUGAACGCCUUGUCGCAGACGUCAAAACCGCUCACGGCAAAAAUGAGGAUCAAAUAGUGGCGACUUCCAAAGACACCUUUACGGUGGUAAGCAACUUCCUUCGUCAUAUCAUUCCACUGGCUAAGAAUAACGAAGAUGUCGAAAUGAAUAAGUAUCGCGAAUGGUUUGGUGUGGAAGUGGUCGAACGCUGGUUCUGUCUAGCCUCUCGCGCGAACCACAGCGUCCUGGGGUUCGUAGCCGAAGACGACCUGCUUCCUACGAACGUUAACGUCAAGUACAGCUCGUCGUUUGCUCGAACCGUGGACGCGAUCAACGAAAACGUCGUCUCCCUGUGGCUGCAGCUCGACUGGCCUGUGCAGGAAUGCGCCAGCUUCUUCGUCGAAAGCGUCCACAAAUGGACUUGGCUGUAUGCGAUAACGAUCCAGGAGAAGGUUCGAAUGGAGCCCGUCCACGGGAUGGUCAGCCUACCAGCCAGGUUGUGCGUAGCCAUCAACGACCUGACAGCCACAGUGACGUACAUUAAUGGGGUUCGCUCCAACAUUGUCGAGACCUUUGCCGCCUCGUCGCAGACGUUGGAGGCGUUCCACAAGGUCGACGCGAAACUUGAACGAGCGAUACAACAGGUAAACGUGUCCAAGAACCACGUCCAAGACAUAGCCGUCCUGGGAGUGCUGCCGCACAUCGAACAGCGACUGGAAAGCAUCUUGUACGCAUCGUCCACAGUGGCUCAAGAAAAAGGCAUGGAACUCAUGCUGAAGCAAGUGACUGCUUGCCUGACAAUGCUCCGAGGGAAUUUGGAGACCGACGCUUUCGAUGCAAUACUCCGAUCCUUCUGGGACAAACUCACAGCGCUGCUAGUGCGGCUGAUCAACAGGCUGAAGACGUGGACACAGCUCGAUCCGAGAGCGCGGUCGAGGCCCUACCUUGGAAUGUCGCUGGCCAUACAACAGCUUGCAAGCAGUUUCGCGAUUAAUGGAUGCGGCCUUCCGCUGCGGGAUAUUGCGGCCGACGUUGCUGAGCACCAGCGGGACCUCAGGCAAGCUUUUCAAGUACCUGGUGACGCCGGUGACGCUUAGGCUGAGAAAUCUGCUCCCCCUUCUCCAUGGCCGCGUCUCUGUUAAAGCGCCCGACCGCGGUGCUGUUGUUCAAAUACCGUUCAGAUUAAAACCUCUUUGUGC